AAAGCGCCACGUCCGCUCAGCUGGGUGGGGCCCGGCUCUGGCAGGGCCCGCGGGGUCUGCAGUGCCCAGGGCUCGUUACAGUUGUUCUACCCUUCACGGCGCAGACAUGGCGGCUGAGAAGGACCAGCAGAAGGAUGCUGAGGCGGAAGGGCUGAGCGCCACGACCCUGCUGCCGAAACUGAUCCCAUCCGCCGCGGGCCGCGAGUGGCUGGAGCGGCGCCGCGCGACCAUCCGGCCCUGGGGCACCUUCGUGGACCAGCGGCGCUUCUCGCGGCCCCGCAACCUGGGCGAGCUGUGCCAGCGCCUUGUACGCAACGUGGAAUACUACCAGAGCAACUAUGUGUUUGUGUUCCUGGGCCUCAUCCUGUACUGCGUGAUGACGUCCCCCAUGCUGCUGGUGGCUCUGGCCGUCUUCUUUGGCGCCUGUUACAUCCUCUAUCUGCGCACAUUGCAGUCCAAGUUUGUGCUCUUUGGCCGAGAAGUGAGCCCUGCCCAUCAGUAUGCUCUAGCCGGGGCCGUCUCCUUUCCCUUCUUCUGGCUGGCUGGUGCAGGCUCGGCUGUCUUCUGGGUCCUGGGAGCCACCCUUGUGGUCAUCGGCUCCCAUGCCGCCUUCCACCAGAUCGAGGCCGUUGAGGGGGAAGAGCUGCAGAUGGAGCCAGUGUGAGGUGUCUUCCAGAACCUGCCAGCCUCCCGAGCCAGCUGCCCCAUCCCUGUUCACCCCUGUCCCGCAUGGCUGUGCUGCUCUAGCCAAAGGCCCCCCUCCCAUCACAAGCCUAGGGAGGGAACCAGCUUUGGAAAUAAAGCUGUUUGUAGUUGUCAUUCAGCACAUAA
This is a messenger RNA of Hipposideros armiger (great roundleaf bat), 831 nucleotides long. RefSeq names its product Rab acceptor 1 (gene RABAC1). The record is from RefSeq and is a predicted model, not a curated record. NCBI's taxonomy places the organism in Eukaryota, Metazoa, Chordata, Mammalia, Chiroptera, Hipposideridae. The coding region runs from base 107 to 664 and encodes 185 amino acids. Gene Ontology annotation, cellular component: Golgi apparatus. The transcript has 5 exons.